AUGCGUCCUACGACAUCCACACAGAACAUCUGUGCUCGCUGCUUGAACCGCGGGCGGCAUUUCUCAACCAAUGUGCAGCAUCGCGCUCAGCAGCCGAGUAAUGCGAUCGUCUCUUCCCCGCCGCAGACCGGAUAUGCUCGACUCACAAACCGGGGUUUGAUAUCGAUCACAGGCAUUGACAGCACGACAUUUCUCCAAGGCCUGAUCACGCAGAAUAUGCUAGUUGCGAAUGACCCGAAUCGCGCAAUCCGCCGAACCGGCACAUAUGCCGCCUUCCUUAAUUCUCAAGGCCGUGUAUUAAACGAUGCAUUUAUCUACCCGAUGCCCAGAGUCGACGGAGGGGCUGCCGCACCCGAGGACCCGGCAUGGCUGGUUGAGGUGGACAAGUGCGAGGUCUCCAGCCUCAUGAAGCAUCUCAAAAAGCAUAAGCUGCGGUCCAAAUUGAAGUUGCGGGCAUUGGAAGACGGCGAGCGCACCGUCUGGUCGUCAUGGAAGGACCACACCGAGCCCCGAUGGGCGGCGUACAAUCUUGAAUCCGAAUCGUCGUCACAAUUCUCACCCUCGUCGCCCAUCGCGGGCUGUGUUGAUACCCGCGCUCCGGGGUUCGGAUCCCGAAUCGUCACCCCCGGCGGGGAGGACCUCCGCAUGCACUUCCCCGACGAGGCCCAGGUCGCUGGAGGGGAAGUCGAUCUGGGAGCUUAUACCGUGCGCCGAAUGUUGCACGGCAUCGCGGAGGGCCAGUCCGAGAUCAUCCGCGAGUCGGCUCUGCCGCUCGAAUGCAACAUGGACAUGGCGCGGGGGGUCGACUUCCGCAAGGGCUGCUAUGUGGGCCAGGAGCUUACGAUCCGUACCCACCACACGGGGGUGGUGCGCAAGCGGAUUGUGCCUGUGCAGCUAUACACAGGCGCUCAGGAUACCGUUCCUGUGGAUGGGCUCCCAGCGUAUGAUUCAUCUGUGGAGGUGCCCUCGCCGCCGAGCGGAACGAACAUUUCGAAAGUCGGCGCCAGAAAGGGCCGUAGUGCUGGGAAGUUCCUUGGCGGGGUGGGAAACAUCGGCCUGGCUCUCUGUCGGUUGGAGAUGAUGACCGACAUCGUGCUUACAAGUGAGGGGACACAGUAUAAUCCCGAAACUGAAUUCAAGGUCUCGUGGACGGCAGCUGACGAGGGACCAGUGGGCCCUUCGGAUUCUGGAGAGGUGAAGAUCAAGGCGUUCGUGCCACCUUGGCUGAGGGAAUACAUUGCCUCCGGUGGAGUGAGAAACACUGCCCGAAAGAUUGAUAAUGAAGAUGCCCAACGGGCAAGGGAGCUCCUGUAUCAACUAGACGAGGAGGAAGAACUACGGCGGAACGAGUGA
Molecule: messenger RNA, 1353 nt
Organism: Aspergillus clavatus NRRL 1
Lineage: Eukaryota; Fungi; Ascomycota; Eurotiomycetes; Eurotiales; Aspergillaceae
Product: YgfZ/GcvT domain-containing protein
Exons: 1
Coding region: 1-1353 (450 amino acids)
Cellular component (GO): mitochondrial matrix
Molecular function (GO): protein binding
Source: RefSeq, a predicted model, not a curated record